This is a messenger RNA of Helianthus annuus (common sunflower), 3097 nucleotides long. Its product is annotated as calmodulin binding protein PICBP. The transcript is spliced from 5 exons. Bases 318 to 2858 code for a protein of 846 amino acids. The record is from RefSeq and is a predicted model, not a curated record. Gene Ontology annotation, molecular function: calmodulin binding. NCBI's taxonomy places the organism in Eukaryota, Viridiplantae, Streptophyta, Magnoliopsida, Asterales, Asteraceae.
CACAACAGCUAUCACCGCACCAAAUCAUCUCUUGCCAGCAUCAAUUCAUCAUUUUGUCUCAACAAAACCACCGUCAAUUUCUCCUACAUCUUCAAUACCCCCCCUUUCACAUUUCUUCAAUUUAUCAAUCUUUUUUCAUAGAGACUGAAACUUUCCAUCUGGGUAUUCAAGAUUCAAACAAAUUCUUCAAUUUUUCAUCUGGGUAUUCACAGUUCUUCAAUUUAUGAACUGAAUCAACAGAAAUCAAGAAUCUUUUGUCAUAAAGAUUGAACCUUUCCAUCUGGGUAUUGUUGAUUCAGACUAUUAGUGGCUUUAAGAUGGCGAUUGAAUCAUCUAUGACUCAAGAAAUUGGGGGAAAGAAGGCUCUGCAGUCGGAUUGCCCUUCGCCUGAUUCAUCGCUGACUCAGGGAGACAGUGAUAUGGAAUCUACUUCUGUUUCAUCAUCAAUGCAAGGCUCCAUAUCGAGUGCCACAUCAUCACUCGAUCAAUAUAGCAGCAAUGUCAAAGAAGAAACCCUGCAAAAGAAACCACUAAAAAAGUUGAAUUCAAGAAAAUUCGCCUCUUUUGGCAGCUUCAUGUCAUCUAGAAGGCGAGCCCAGUCAAAGCUCAGUCAAUCUUCGAUAAAGUUGUCGGAUGACGGGUCAACUUCAACCACACCCCUGCAUCCUUCUUCUAUUGAAGUAUCAGAUGAAUCAACUAAUUAUGUUCAGAAACCUAUGCCAAAGUUCACAAGAACAGGUAGUCUAAGAUCAGUCAAGAUCUUCAGAACCAACAGCAAUAACAGAAACAAGAACAAGACAAGUUACAAAUCGAAAAUGUCUUCAACCGACACCUUUUCACAAGCGUCCGAAGAAUCCCACGUCGAACGCGCUACAUUUUCAUCGACUCUCAAAGACUCAAAGUUCCCCGAACAACUUAAACAUCAAUCACGGCCAUCAGAACCCGAAGAAGUACUUCCCGUCGCAAAAGUGUGUCGGUACCAGCAUUGUUCUCUUCACGGCCAUCAUCAUCACCACGAGCCCCCGACAAAGCGCUUCACGUAUCUUAAAAGGCGCACGGCAAAAGACCCGAAGAUCACGAACACCGAAACUCGACCAGCGGAUAAAAGUUUCGGUAAGAAAAGAGAACCGAAAGUAAGUAAAAAGGUUUCUGAAUGCAAGGACGAAGUCGAUUCGUCUAUAGAAUUCUAUGCUAAAACGAGAUCAGAACCGCUUUCGAGCUAUGAUCAUGAUGAAGCUGAGUUUGCUGAUAUGUUAUUCGGAGUCAACAGCCUCCAAGAGAGAAAGAACGAGAUACCCGUUUCAAAUAAUCGCGAUUUUAGCGAUUUAAACAACGAGAAAGAUGAUAAUUCAAACGGGUCGAAGCCCGUUCUUGAGAAGAAGCGAUCUGUAAAGAAAAAGAACACAAUAAGCAUGUGGGGUAUGAUCCAUCAGCAUAUGGUAUCUGGUCUUGCAGCAGAAUCGGCGGACUCAAAUGUUCAGAAAGUAGAUGAAGAACCGAAAUCCGAGACUAAAGAUUUUGAUGAUGCUGCGAGUCAAGAAACCGAGCUCAGAAAGAUGUUCGCGAUCAAACUUGUUCGAGAUGCAAUCGAGAAGAUACUUCUUCCAGAAGUGCAAGACGAUCAAUCGACUACAAGUGAAGUUAUAUCAGAACAAGACGUACCCGAAAAGAUUGAAACACCGAAUGAACAAACAGAUGAAUCUCCAGCACCAGUGCCCGAACAAAAACCCGCCAUGAAACUGAAGAAAGAAGCACCGAGCCGGUGGAGUCACCUAAAGAAAGUUAUUCUGUUAACAAAGUUUGUUAAAGAACUCGAAAAGGUGAAGAAAUUCAAGCCGAGAAAACCGAGACUCCUUCCGGUGCCGCCGGAGACAGAAACCGAAACGGUUUCGCUCCGGCGGCAGACGGGUAGUGGCAAGAAAAACUCGGAUGACUGGAUGCUGGAUUAUGCGCUUCAAAAGGUUGUGAGUGAACUCGCUCCGACUCAGAAACGGAAAGUCGCUUUGCUUGUUAAGGCGUUUGAAACCGUAGCUCCGGGGCAGGAUGAUCCGCCAGAGUCUGGAUGUAAUGAUGAGAUUCAACGAGUUGGGUCCGAAUCAAAAGACAUACUUCAAGAGACCAGUGAAACAAAUCCAUCCGCCGACAAGAUUGAAGAACCAAAACCGGAUUUGGAGAAAGAAAAACACCUAAAAAUGUGGCAUAUGAUCUACCAACACGUCGCAGUGGACAUCGCUACAAAGAUCGGAUCCGACCUGCUUCUCGACGACGAAGAAUCAACAAACGGCGACGAGAACAAUCCACAAGAAGUCGAAAACCAAACCGAAAGAAACUACAAGCUUCAAUUCACCCAAAGCGACGCGGUUAAGCUUGUUAGAGAAUCCGUCGAUGAAAUCCUCCUUCCCGACACCACCGACACCUCUUCACAAGACUCCCAAUCCGUUGCUAGCGACACAGCAUCCGAACAAGAAGAAGUCGUGGAAAAGAAACACGAAGACGCUGAACCAAGAAAACUCGAUGAGAACAAGAACCCAACGAAAACGACGAUAUUACAUCAUCAAAAGUCGAAAAACUGGGCGAAACUGAAGAAGUUGAUUCUACUUAAACGAUCGAUUCGGGCAUUAGAAGGGUUUAGAACGCUUAAAUCAGAAACCCCACAACGCGAAAAGUUGAAAACCGAUAGUGAACAAGAAAAGGUCGAUUUAAGGCGACAAAUGAUGGACGAACGGAAGAAAGCCGAGCAAUGGAUGCUCGAUUACGCGGUUCAACAUAUCGUGACGAAGUUAACUCCGUCACGUAAAAAGAGAGUCUCUAUGCUUGUUGAAGCCUUUGAAGCAGUUGUCCCGCUACCAGAAAUUUGAAUUUUCAAAAUACCGUUACAAAGAUUUCUUGAAUUAUUAUUAUUAAGGUAGUUAGUUGAUCUGCAAACGACGUCGUAUGGUCAUUGUAUUGGUACUUGUGUGGUAUAUAGGUUAUAGUCUUAUAGAUAUUGGUUAUUGAGUGCUUUUGUUCGGUUUAUGUUAUGUAGUUUAUCAAUUGUUUUGUUUGUUUUGUCCUGUUAGUGGUGGUAUAAAUUUUGCAUAAGAGGUGUUUGAUGAAA